Molecule: messenger RNA, 402 nt
Organism: Armigeres subalbatus
Lineage: Eukaryota; Metazoa; Arthropoda; Insecta; Diptera; Culicidae
Exons: 1
Coding region: 1-402 (133 amino acids)
Source: RefSeq, a predicted model, not a curated record
AUGCAGAGUUCGUUUGCCACGCUUUUAUUAUUCGCUUUGGUCACCGCCAACUCGGGUGCAGAUGCCGCUUCCACCGUUAGAUUUGGUCCCAUUCCGGACCGGCCAAUUGUCUUCCCAAUCCUGAAUGAGAAAGGACUCGGUGACAUUUGCCAGGUCCAGUACCCUACCGAUCCGUAUCCGAAAACGGGCUUCUGUAUGCGUGUCCAGGAGUGUGAAUCGUUUUCGUUGCGAGUGUUCUAUCAGCCAAAUUUCAAUGUCCACCAGGAGCUGUGCUACUUCGAAGUUCACGAUCCGGUUGUUUGCUGCCUGAGUGCAAGGGACGCCGAACCGUCGGUUGUGGGGCAAAGAACCGAACUUGAUAAAGAUUGGCCAUACGAGUUCGAAAGAGUGAAUGCGGUUUGA